AUUUUUCUCACCAGAGUUACCAAAGUCAUCCACAUGAUUACAGUUGGAUUGUGACAGAGUAAUAAUACGGGUGUAAUUUCUGUUUUAGAACUCAGGAUGCAGGAUAAAAAUCAAAAAUCCAAAGAUUCACUUCAUCCUUUAUUACAAAUAUUGAAGAAAAUUGAUGUAGAAUUAAGUAAUAGUUUGAGUUUAUCUGCUACUCCAACUUCUCCAUUGGGUCAACUUCGUCCCUAUAUGAAAUGGCUAGAAAUAUCAUGUCAUGGAGUGCCAUGGUUGGGAGGAUGUUUGGUGUGCAUCUGGUUGUCGUCCAAUCCUGAAACAAAAAGCUUUUUCCUGAAUUUAUUCCUGGGUCUGGUGCUGGAUAUCAUGCUUGUAGCAAUACUGAAAGCUAGUAUUCGAAGAAAGAGACCUACAAGUAACACAAUGGACAUGUUUAUGACUGUUUCAAUUGACAAGUUAUCCUGUCCAUCUGGACACACGUCUCGAGCUAUAUUUUUAGGAUAUAUUUUUACACACGAAUGCGCUCUUUGGUUACCAUUUACAGUUAUCAUUGUAGCUUGGUGCAUAGCUGUAUGUAUUUCACGAGUGCUAUUAGGUCGGCAUCAUGUGGGAGAUAUGCUCUUUGGAGUUGUUUUGGGUUAUAUUGAAUAUAAUUUUUUGUCUUGGAUAUGGCUGAAUUCAGAAAGUGCACAGUACUUCCUAGGUUUCUUCUCAAGUGAUUUGUAUGAUAUGGAAUGAUUGUUAAACAAUUAUUAAAUUUUGUUACAUAUAGCAAGCUAUGUGAAUUUCCCAUAGCAAGCUGUGGGAAAUUCUAAAGUGUAUAGUUAUAUAAAUGUAGUCAUAGAACAAAUUUCCAACUAUUAUUUUUCUUAAUUUUAUAAAAACUUCAUAAAUUCAUUUUUAUAGUUUAUAAUCUAGAUUAAUAUUGUCCAAUAUUUAUCUAAUAUAAAUUAUUCAUUUUGAGUAUAAAUAUUAUUAAUUUUUAAUUUCUAAAUAAAACCAGUAAAACUUCAAUUACAAAAUAUUAAAAUUAAAUUUUUAAUAAAAUCAAUAUUCAUCUAAGAAAUCUCUAGAACAGGAAUUUAAUCAUUCCAGAUUAUUUGUUUUUAAAUUAAUAUAUACUUUUUCUAAGUGAUAGAUUUUUGUAUUUAAAAAGAAAAAAUAAACUUUAUAAGUCUUAAAUGAUUAUAAUAAACUCUUGCAUAUCAAAUAUUAGUGCAAAAUUCUCAAUCCUGAUUCAUUAUUGUGCAUUUUUUAAUUUAUAUUUUGCAUAAGAAUAGAAGUUUAUAAAAUAAAUCCUGUUAUGAUAUAAAUUUUUUAAAAAUCUUAUUCUUUGUUUUUUUAUAUGUAUGUUUUACAGAGUGACCAGAAUGUACUGUACUUAAUAUUCUAGUUAUAAAUCUAUAUGCUAUACUUUUCUUCAUUUUCUGUAGAAGUUUUAAUUUUUUUCAUGUUUUUUUGUACAUUACUUUCAACCAGUGAUAAGAAAUAUAAUUUCUGAUUAUUACCUUUAGGACUUCAACUAACUUUUUGGAAACUGCAAUUUACUUAAAACAUUUUUUUGAAGAUUACUGUAAUCAUAAAAGUUCAACAUGUGUAAAUAUUGAUUACUUUUACCAUUGUGACACACCAUCCUGUUUAUAUUGAAUUCUUUACCACAUAUACAGUGAGGGAAUGAUCAUCCAAAUGAAAAACCUAAGCUCUUGUGCCACAAAAAUCCCAAAUCCAACCAACCAAUUUAAUGAAAGAAGAAAGACUACAUUAAAUGCAAAAUGCUUUCAUGUGUCCUGAUUCUUCCUAUACUAUGCUUCACAUCAUGUGUCAGGCAUAGUGUUAUCAUAUAUGGCCUUUUUCAUUAUGGAUGAUAGAUACAAUAGAUCAACCAGCAUGGGUAAAGGAUGGAGAACCAUAUUAUGGUUUUUACUAUCUAUCAAAAGAAUUGCAAAAUCUGGAUUCAAUAAUGCAGUAAUCUGAUACUUUAUUGUAUGAACAUCCAGCCUACUCUAUAAAUAUUAAUGCAAUUAGUGACUUAAGUUUGCAGAGAUUGUAAGUUCAAUCUUAUCCCAUGUUAAUCAUUUUUCUGUACAUCUCUAAAUUAAUAACAGUUAUUUUUUAUUUGCUCGAAUGAUAAAUAUUACAAAUCUGUUGAACAUGGAGAAAUGAACUUUGACAAAUUUAACAAUUUUUUAAAUGCAUUUCCAAAGUUUAAUUAAUUAAUUAUUGAUGAUGUAAUAUAUUUAAAUCAUUAGAAAUUCUUACUAUAUAAUUAUAUAAUUUUUAUUUUAUACAUUUCAUUUUCUAGCAUAUGUGAUUCCAAAACCUUGCUAUAACAACUAAAAUCCCUUAUAAGGAUGGAUCAAUUAAUAACCAGCUGAAAGCAACAGCGUGGAAUAUAUAAACAUUUUAUUUUAACAGUAAUUGCCCUCUGUUGUUCAGCCACUUAUCCCAGUGUGUGACACAAGCCUACUUAUAUACCUUGUUUAAAGAAUUUAGUGGGAUUUAGCAGAGUGAAUUAUAGACCAUAGCUUGCAUUUUGGCAUCCAAGAAAACUGCUGCCUUUAAGGGCUUUUUCAGUUCUCCAAAAACAUGAAAAUUGUAGGUAAACAGUCUAGACUGUACGAUGAUGUUUAAGCACCUCUGGCUCUGUGAGGACAUCCUUUGUCAUGAAGCAUGCCCUCACAGAGCCAGAAAGAUGAUCUAUUUAUGAGUUGGAAAACUCAUAAAUAGGUUGCCUGCAUUGAAUUUGCAUUUUUAAUGUGUGCAAGGUAUUGCUGCAGUAACUCAAGAGGGAGAUGCUCUAAUGAUUGAAAAGAGAGUAAGCAUCAUCUUCCCUGCUGAUGUUUGUAGGACAUUGUUUUUGCUGAGUAGUAGCAACAAUGAAUGUUUUCACACAUACUAGAAUGCUUCAUUUUUGAAUUGUAAUGGAAACACCAUGUGACCUCCUAUCAUGUGAUGUAAAAAAAUGAACCUUGCAAAGUAAAAUGUGUGAAAUGCUCCAGUGACAAAUCCAUCCAGAGUUUGGUCUGUUCUUUGUUGAGAGAAUGCGGUACCUGCUGUGCACACACUUUCCUGAAAUGCAAAUGUUCAUGCAUAGUAAUAAAAUCAGUUUACUGCAGUUGCAAUGUCAUUAUCCUGUUACAAACACAACAUCUUCCACCAUUUGCAUAUUUUGUGGUGUGGCUGCAUGUUGCAGAUGUCCUAAUUGUUGCUUGUCAGUCUUUCCCAAAAGUUUUUUGUCUAUAUCUUAACCUGGGCAAGUCUUAGGAUGUAUGUACCAUACACUUGCUGUAUUCACCAAUGAAUUGCAGUGGUCCCACAACCUUCUGCAACUAACAACCUGAUUACAUCUUAUUGCUAAAUUCUGGAUGCUUCCAUUUUCCACCAUGAUCAUGUAAACAAAUCAUUGAAGCUAUUUGAUUGAUUAAGGCCACCUUACAUAAGGAUGCACUGUAUAUUCACAUGCAAAUUUUUUGCUUUGUGCGACUCUUAUUGGCCAGUUAUUUAUUGAUCCACCAUUAUAACUCAACAUUGUGGAUUACUAAUUACAUGUUUCCCAUGUCUCUCUAAAGCACUACAGACUGUUAGAAACUUAAAUGUAGACUGGUAUUAACACUUGCAUCUUUUUAGAAACCAUUGCUUGUAAAAAAAAAAGGUUGAAUAUAAGUAAAAAGAGACAGAAUA
Centruroides sculpturatus (bark scorpion) is the source of this 3681-nucleotide messenger RNA. Its product is annotated as phospholipid phosphatase 6-like. The transcript has 3 exons. The record is from RefSeq and is a predicted model, not a curated record. Bases 97 to 738 code for a protein of 213 amino acids. Gene Ontology annotation, molecular function: sphingosine-1-phosphate phosphatase activity. Lineage: Eukaryota; Metazoa; Arthropoda; Arachnida; Scorpiones; Buthidae.